This is a messenger RNA of Pseudovirgaria hyperparasitica, 1064 nucleotides long. RefSeq names its product putative Translin-1. Gene Ontology annotation, cellular component: cytoplasm; nucleus. The transcript has 6 exons. Gene Ontology annotation, molecular function: RNA binding; sequence-specific DNA binding; single-stranded DNA binding. NCBI's taxonomy places the organism in Eukaryota, Fungi, Ascomycota, Dothideomycetes, Acrospermales, Acrospermaceae. Gene Ontology annotation, biological process: RNA metabolic process. Bases 93 to 809 code for a protein of 238 amino acids. The record is from RefSeq and is a predicted model, not a curated record.
CCGUACUGUCAAGUGAAACGCCCGCAGUGUUCUUGGACUCAAAUAUAUCAAAGCAGGCUCGUCUCCUUUCCUCACCAACCAAGAUCUACAAUAUGGCUUCACGGAUGGUCAACCCCAAGAUCUUCGAGGACUUGCAGACCCGCGUGGACCAAGAUUCUCAAAUUCAAAAGGACCUGAAAGAAACGGUCUCGACCUUGGAGAAGCAAGGCAAAUCCACUCAUGCCAUCCUUUCUCGAGCCCACUCGACAAUCCCCUCAGAGAAAGUCUUGAGCGUCACCUCUUCCGCCGAAGCUUCGAUUCGCAAUGAGAUUGAUACAAUUAGCAGACUUGCCGAGUCAGCUUCGAAGCAUCCCUACUACAAGUGGAACAAUAUCUGGUCAAGACACGUGCAGGAUACGAUCUUUGGGAUCCUCUUCUGCGGGUGGCUAGGCGGGUUUGACGGCGUCGAUGGAGAGGGGAAGCAGGGCCGGCUUCUUACUAUCGAGCAAGUUGGUGCGGCCAUGAAAGUGCCUGUCAAUCUCGAGGACCGCGAUGCGUUCCAUAUUACGAUCGAGGAGUACCUGCAAGCUUUGAUCUCACUCAUCGACGAACUAGCACGACUUGCACGAAACUCAGUCACGCUUGGUGAUAACCUGCUUCCGUUGAAGAUAAGCCAGUUCAUCAAAGAUGUGCAUGCCGGCUUCCAGAUUCUGAACUUGAAGAAUGAUAGUCUACGUCGCAGGAGUGACGGCAUUAAAUACAGGGUCAAGGAAGUUGAAGACGUCGUGUAUGACCUCUCAUUGAGAAAUCUGGUACCGAAUGAGCCGUGAAGUACCAUUUACAAUUUCACGAAUAUUUGAAGCAAAAGGCUUAUAGAACGGUGGGGCAACAGAGGCUUUGAAUUGUGAUAUUGUCGCGGAUGGAAAGAGGCCUGGCAGAUAUCCUGAGUUGAUAUUGCUGAACCAGCCAAGCGAUUUCGAUCAUGACAUAGACAUAUCGAGAUCAAUCCGAAUACAUCAAUUACCUGUAUCCAAGUUGUAGUAUAGAUGAAACAUCUCGCGGAGCUUAAGCACAGACCAUCCAAA